Laccaria bicolor S238N-H82 is the source of this 624-nucleotide messenger RNA. RefSeq names its product glycoside hydrolase family 17 protein. Gene Ontology annotation, biological process: cell wall organization; carbohydrate metabolic process. Gene Ontology annotation, molecular function: 1,3-beta-glucanosyltransferase activity; glucan endo-1,3-beta-D-glucosidase activity. Bases 1 to 624 code for a protein of 207 amino acids. The record is from RefSeq and is a predicted model, not a curated record. Lineage: Eukaryota; Fungi; Basidiomycota; Agaricomycetes; Agaricales; Hydnangiaceae. Gene Ontology annotation, cellular component: cell surface; extracellular region; fungal-type cell wall. The transcript is spliced from 6 exons.
AUGCCUAUGAAGGGAAGCGUGGCCUCUAGCAGGCCUUCCAUAAAUAAUGAUGUGAAAACUUUCCUCGCCGCAUGGAACAAGUAUGGGGCUAAGAGAUAUGUUGGUCUUACUGUCGGAAACGAGAUCUAUAGUGAUACUUUGAAUAACGUCGUAGCCGAGGUGGACGAUGUAAGAAAUCAACUUCGUGCAGCUGGUGUGCAAACCCUUGUCUCCACUUCUCAUACCUGGGUGAUGAUUCGAGACAACCCUACGAUUCUUUGCCGCACCGAUUUCGUCGCGGCGAACGCGCACGCAUUCUAUGACACCAACACCAUUGCGGCUAAAGCUGGGGAUUUUGUGUUCAAGGUUGUCGUACCUGCACUACAACGUGCUUGCCCAGGGAAGCAGAUUACCAUCACAGAGUCUGGUUGGCCAUCCCGUGGCUCGACGGACGGAUUGGCCGUCCCUUCAAUACCUAAUGAGCUUUCAGCAUUACUUAACCUGAACUGUGCUUGUCGUGAUGAUACCAGUAUCUCCGUUUACGCCUUUGAGUACGACGACCAGGAUUGGAAGGAUGAUGAUGAUGAACGGAGCUUUGGGAUCUCUGGGAAGCUCAAUUUUGGGGAUAUUUUUGCUCAGUGUUAG